UAUGCAUCUGCAGAGCUCCAAAGAUUUACACACAAAUCCAAAAAUGAUGGUUCUCUUAGUUUUUUGGUGGUUGGUGACUGGGGAAGAAGAGGUCUAUACAACCAAUCUCAAGUUGCUUCCCAGAUGGGAAAGGUUGGAGAGAAGCUUGACAUUGACUUUGUAGUUUCCACUGGAGACAAUUUCUAUGACAAUGGCCUAACUAGUGAACAUGAUGCAGCUUUUGAGGAGUCAUUCAGCAACAUUUACACAGCAAAAAGCUUGCAAAAACAGUGGUAUAGCGUGUUGGGCAACCAUGACUAUAGGGGUGAUGCAGAAGCUCAAUUGAGCCCAGUCCUUAAGGAAAUUGAUAGCAGAUGGUUUUGCUUAAGGUCUUUUAUUGUAGAUUCAGAGCUGGCUGAGAUUUUCUUUGUGGACACCACUCCUUUUGUUCAAGAGUACUUCACUGAAUCAGCAGGACACAAGUAUGAUUGGAGGGGAAUUAACCCACCAAAAUCUUAUAUUAUCAACUUGCUGAAGGAUCUGGAAAUGGCAUUGAGGGAAUCAACAGCAAAAUGGAAGAUUGUUGUUGGUCAUCAUGCAAUUAGAAGUAUUGGGCAUCAUGGUGAUACUCAAGAACUUAUAAGCCAGCUUCUGCCAAUUCUUCAGGCAAAUAAUGUUGAUUUUUACAUGAAUGGUCAUGAUCAUUGUCUUGAACACAUCAGUGACACACAGAGUCCUAUUCAGUUCCUGACUAGUGGGGCAGGAUCAAAGGCAUGGAGAGGAGACAUUAAAGAAACAAACAGAAGAGGUCUAAAUUUCUUCUAUGAUGGACAAGGUUUCAUGUCUGUGCAAUUGACUCAAACAUAUUCAAAUGUUGAGUUCUAUGAUGUUUCUGGCAAGGUUUUACACAGAAUCAUUUCAUCAAAGCAGCUACAUUCUUCCAUUUGAAGUU
This is a messenger RNA of Gastrolobium bilobum, 931 nucleotides long. RefSeq names its product purple acid phosphatase 17-like. NCBI's taxonomy places the organism in Eukaryota, Viridiplantae, Streptophyta, Magnoliopsida, Fabales, Fabaceae. The coding region runs from base 124 to 927 and encodes 267 amino acids. The transcript is spliced from 7 exons. The record is from RefSeq and is a predicted model, not a curated record. Gene Ontology annotation, molecular function: acid phosphatase activity; ferric iron binding; ferrous iron binding.